Fusarium oxysporum Fo47 is the source of this 1095-nucleotide messenger RNA. RefSeq names its product 3-deoxy-7-phosphoheptulonate synthase ARO4. Gene Ontology annotation, biological process: aromatic amino acid biosynthetic process. Gene Ontology annotation, cellular component: cytoplasm. The coding region runs from base 1 to 1095 and encodes 364 amino acids. Lineage: Eukaryota; Fungi; Ascomycota; Sordariomycetes; Hypocreales; Nectriaceae. The record is from RefSeq and is a predicted model, not a curated record. The transcript is spliced from 3 exons. Gene Ontology annotation, molecular function: 3-deoxy-7-phosphoheptulonate synthase activity.
AUGCCUUCAGCCGUAGAAAUGGUCACUAUCGCUGCCGAUGACACCAGAGUCCUCGGACAGGAUCCUCUGAUCCCUCCUGCUCUUCUCACCUCCGAGAUCCCUCUACCCGAGAAGGCCACAAACACCGUUGUCAAGGGCCGUCAAGAUGCUGCCGACAUUGUUCUUGGCCAGAGCGACAGACUCCUCGUCGUUGUCGGCCCCUGCUCCAUUCACGACCCUGCCGCCGCUCAGGAAUACGCUUCCAGACUCAAGGAGCUCUCUGACAAGCUCUCCGACGAUCUCUGCAUCGUGAUGCGCGCCUACCUCGAGAAGCCCCGAACAACCGUUGGCUGGAAGGGUCUCAUCAACGAUCCCGAUAUCGACAACUCCUUCAAGAUUAACAAGGGUCUCCGCGUUUCUCGUCAGCUGUUCGUUGACUUGACCAGCAAGGGUCUGCCUAUUGCUACCGAGAUGCUCGAUACCAUUUCUCCUCAGUUCCUUGCCGACUGUAUCUCCGUUGGUGCCAUUGGUGCCCGUACCACCGAGUCCCAGCUGCACCGUGAGCUUGCUUCCGGUCUGUCUUUCCCUGUUGGUUUCAAGAACGGCACAGACGGUAGUCUUGGUGUUGCCAUUGACGCUAUUGGCGCUGCUGCUGCUCAGCACCACUUCAUGGGUGUCACAAAGCAGGGCCUUGCUGCUAUUACCCGCACCAAGGGCAACGAGCACUGCUUUGUUAUUCUCCGUGGUGGAACCAAGGGCACAAACUUCGACAAGGAGAGCGUCCAGGCUGCUAAGAAGGUCCUUCAGGACAAGAAGCAGAAGGAGGCUAUCAUGAUUGAUUGCUCCCACGGUAACUCUUCCAAGAACCACAAGAACCAGCCCAAGGUUGCCAAGGUUGUUGGUGAACAACUUCGUGAGGGUGAGAAGGCCAUCAUUGGUGUCAUGAUCGAGUCCAACAUUGGCGAGGGUAACCAAAAGGUUCCCGCUGAGGGUCCUGCUGCUCUCCAGCGUGGUGUCAGCAUCACUGAUGCUUGCAUCAACUGGGAGGACACAGCCGUUGUGCUCGAGGACUUGGCUGAUGCUGUCCGCACUCGCCGCAAGGUCAACCGCUCUUAG